Messenger RNA from Porites lobata, 2377 nucleotides. NCBI's taxonomy places the organism in Eukaryota, Metazoa, Cnidaria, Anthozoa, Scleractinia, Poritidae. The record is from the annotation of a GenBank genome assembly.
AUGACAAUCCGACUCCCACCCGUUAAAGCGGAACGUGUACGGCUAGCUUGCCAGAGUUUACUGGACAAAAGAAAAAUGACUAUUAGAGAAGUGGCACAAGUUAUAGGGUUGAUGGUUUCUAGUUUCCCUGCCGUUCAGUUUGGGGAACUAUACUAUAGGGCCCUAGAAAGGAAUAAAAUUCUUGCUCUGCAGGAAAGUAGGGGCAAUUAUGAUGCACUAUUGUAUCUUUCAAAUGAAUCUAGAUCAGAGAUAGCUUGGUGGGUGAACAAUGUAGACUCUUCCUUUAAACCUAUUUUCCAGGGAGACCCUGACCUGACUCUUACAACAGAUGCCUGUACUAGCGAUUGGGGUGCAGUAUAUGGGGCUCUCAAAACUGGUGGUCUUUGGAAUGCAGAGGAACAAGCUUUCCAUAUUAACUACUUGGAACUGAAAGCAGUUCUGCUGGGGUUGAAAUCACUUCUUGGCCAUGUUCAUGGCAAACACAUAAGAAUUCAGUCUGACAAUACAACCACAGAUGCAUAUGUUAAUAACACGGGGAGUAUCAAAUCUGCAGAGUGUGACAGUUUGUCUAAGGAAAUUUGGCUGUGGUGUAUAGAAAUAGACAUCUGGAUCAGUGCUUGCCACAUACCCGGCUCUACCAAUGUAGAUGCUGACACUGAAUCUAGGAAAAUUAACAAUUCAACUGAAUGGUCUUUAAACAUGGACGUCUUUUCAGACUGUGGGGCCCUUUUCAAAUCGACCUGUUUGCAUCUAGACUUAAUUUUAAAGUUCCCAGUUAUGUGUCAUGGAAGGCUGACCCUGGUGCUCAAUAUGUCAAUGCAUUUUUCAUGAGUUGGAAGGAGUAAUAUUUCUAUGCUUUCCCCCCUUUUAGUGUUAUAGCAGCCUGCCUACAGAAAAUAGAGCAAGAUCAAGCAACUGGUGUCCUUCUCGUUCCUGUUUGGCAGACACAACCUUGGUUCACCCCUCUCCUUCACCUGUUAGUAGACAAUCCUGUUCUUCUCCCCCAGUCGACUCAUCUGUUGACACAACCACACUACCAUGCCUUACAUCCCCUUCGACGACAGUUGAGACUGAUGGCUUGCAUGCUCUCCGGGAAAGUCUCCAGCAGAGAAAUGUUUCAGGCAAGGCUACAGCAAUCAUCCUCAAGUCCUGGUCUGACGGAACACAAAAACAGUACAAACCCUACAUCAAACAGUGGAUGGACUUUUGUAGUAAAUGGAAGACUGAUCCCUAUGAUCCACCUGUAACCGUUGUUUUAGAAUUCCUCGUUAGCCUCCAUGAAAAGGGAUUGACUUACACCACCAUCAAUACUGCCAGGAGUGCCAUAUCAGCAGUUACUAUACCCAAGAGUAACAUGACUGUGGGCAGUCACCCACUUGUUUCCAGGUUUAUGAAAGGUGUUUACAAGGAUUCUCCGCCAACUCCACGCUACCGGUCAACCUGGGAUGUAAAGCCUGUCCUAACUUAUCUUUCCUCCCUUCACCCUCCAGAGAAGCUUGAUUUAAAAUCACUCACUCUAAAGCUGGUUAUGCUGAUAGCCCUGGUCUCUGUACAAAGGGGACAAUGUUUACAUAUGCUUGACAUUGGUUGCAUGAAAAAAGUGACUAAUGGAUUUGAAUUCUUGUUCAUGGAACAUGUCAAACAAAGCAGGCCUGGUUACCGAGCUCCAUCUGUUCUCCUGCAAGCUUAUCCUGCUGAUUUGUCACUGUGUGUGUCUACUUGCUUGGCAGAAUAUCUUAAGCGAACCCAGCCACUAAGGGGAGCGGAAAGUAAACUUUUUAUUAGCUUCAUCAAACCUUACAAACCUGUUUCCAGGGAAACUAUUUCUAGAUGGAUUCGUUUGAUAAUGGAGUCGUCUGGUGUUGACACCAGUGCAUUCAAACCACACAGUACAAGAGCUACAGCUACGUCGAAAGCCAAAGCUUCAAAUGUCCCCAUUGAUGAAAUCCUGCGUACAGCUGGAUGGUCGUCCUCAAGGUGUUUUUACCGUUUCUACAAUAAGCCAGUCGGUACCUCCACUUUUGCUUCUGUAGUGCUUCAGACUGAUUAGAACAAGGACUAGGGCCUUUACUUCUCUGCCCUGUUGCUACUGUUUAGUGAUUCCCUAUAACGUUGAUUAGGUCCUACAACUUAGAGGUUUUUUCAGGGUUAUUGUGCUUUAGCCCUGUUGUUUCUAUUACUCAGUGUGUUCAUAUAGCAUUAUUUGUAAGCGUUUUUUGUUCCUUAUUUUUAUGGGAUACAGUUCGUGUUACUGUUAGUACUGUAUAGGGUUGUUUAUGCAUUAAACACCUUGCAGUUGGCCUUUGGGUGUUUUCUUCACGUGACUGUCUUGGCUUUAAAGUCUCAUGGGAUCCCUGGGGCAGUGAUGACGAGAUAG